AUGUCAUUAUAAUCAAAAUCAUAAAAACUUAGAACUAAAAUAAUUUCUAUUUUCAUAUUGUUAAAUUAAUUAGAAAUAAAGUAAAUUCAGAAAAGGAAUAAAAAAGUACAAUAAAGAUUAUAAUUCUAUUAAUUAAGAGAUUUAAUAUCAAUAUAAAAGAUUGUGUUCAAUUAUUUGAAAAACUUAAAACUAAAUAAAAUUUCUUAAUAUAUUUUAAAGAAACGAUAGUAUUUUUAUCAUUCAAAUAUAAAAAUAUGUUUUAAUCUAAAAAGAAUAAAAAAAAUAGCAAUUAUUAAAUACAAGAAUAUAUUGAAUAAUAGAUUAAAUAAUAAACAAAUAGUUUAAUCUAAAAAAUUAUAUUAGCAAAUUAUAAGAAUAUUCAAUCUUAAGGUAUUAACAGNAUCUUUAACAGAAAGAAAAUAUUCUAAAGCAUAAACUCCAACAUCUGGAUUAUAAACUUAAAGGGAUACAAAAACCAAUUUUACAAAGACAUUUGUAAAGUGGUAAUUUAAUUAAACCAGCAACAGAUCCCUUUAGCAAAUUAAGAAAAUAAGGGAAGAUUAAGGUAAUUUAAAGCCUUCACUUUCAAAAGAUUUACAUAGUUUAAAAUAUAUAGGAACUUUGAAUGAUAUAGGUUAAGUGAAACAUAAGAGUAAAAGACACAAAACCAAUCAUAGCAUAAUUAAACAUAUUAGUGGUUUUGGAUGA
This is a messenger RNA of Paramecium pentaurelia, 708 nucleotides long. NCBI's taxonomy places the organism in Eukaryota, Ciliophora, Oligohymenophorea, Peniculida, Parameciidae. The record is from the annotation of a GenBank genome assembly.